UAUUAACCCCCGGAUGUGGCUCGAGUCGCAUGCGAGAGCUUAUCGGGACGAUGACUCCUUGGCUCUCUUUUGCUCUUAAGAGAAAGAGCAGCUGCUCAGAUAAAACGUCUCUGGUUUUUUCUUCUCCGGUUCAGCGACCUUGGAUCCCUGCCCAGCAAUGAUGGGCCUGUCUAAGCUCUUUCGGCAUGGUGACCGAGUGGAUGAGUAUGUGCGAACGGCGGAUGAGCGGGCUCUUGUCCGACGUCUGGAUACAUUCCUGCUUACUUUUGGCUGUCUUUCACAAGUGAUUAAAUACCUUGAUCAGCAAAACAUCAAUAAUGCCUAUGUUUCGGGCAUGAAGGAGGAUUUGAACCUACAGGGCAAUGAACUAAACCUCUUUACGACCUACUUUAAUGUCGCAUAUUGUAUCAUGCUUAUACCCUCACAAGUCAUCUUGACUUACAUCCGACCAAGCUUUUGGCUGCCUGGUCUGGAGAUCGUCUGGGGUGUGCUGACUGGUCUGAUUGCCAUGGCCACGCACGCGAAGCAAGUCUACGUCCUCCGCGUCUUUUUGGGUCUCUGUGAAAGCAGCGCAUGGCCUGGAAUGAUGACUUUACUGAUGUAUUGGUACACUCCAACUGAGCUGGCGAAGCGCAUGGGCUUCUACCAUUCCUGCCAAGCUGUCGGCCAAAUGAUGUCCGGAGCGUUGCAAGCUGCAAUCUCCGACACACUCAACGGCCACGGAGGAUUGGCCGGAUGGCGAUGGCUUUUCGUCAUCAAUGCGAUCAUAACUGUUGUUUGGGGAUUCGCAGGAUUCUUCAUGAUCCCAGAUCUCCCCAACAACCCCAACCCACGGGCAUUCUGGUUCCGCAAGGUUCACGCAGAACUCUCCAUGGAGCGGCUUGCUCGCAACGGCCGUGCUGAGCCGAAGAAAAUGACAUGGGCGGGUGUCAAGCGCACAUUCUCAGGCUGGGUGGUCUAUUUCAUCGCCAUUCUAUACAUUGCGACCGUCCUCGGUACAUACGGCUACGUCUAUUUCUCUCUCUUCCUCAAGUAUCUCAAAAACCCCGACGGAACUCCAAGAUGGACCGUGUCACAAGUGAAUGCGAUUCCGAUCGGUGGCUCUGCCAUUAACGUUGUUUUCGUGUGGAUCUGGGCGUUGUUGUCGGAUUUCCUGCAAACAAGAUGGACACUCAUCGUGGCCCAAGGAGUUAUUGGUAUAAUCCCCUGCAUCGUCAUGAGCAUCUGGACUUCUCACCCGACCGCAGUACCACUGUCUGGUGUCUAUGCGUCAUACUUUAUAUCGUUCAUCUGUCUCGGUACGGCGCCACUUAUCUUCGCCUGGCUUUCGGAUCUUAUCCCGCAAGACCCCGAGGCUCGCUCACUAGUCGUGGGUGUUUCCGUGGCUGGUUAUUAUGCCAUCUCUGCUUGGUCGCAGGUACUGGUAUGGCCUGCGUCGCAAGCACCAUUUUAUAAGUACGGCUGGCAAUCUGCGUUGGCACUGUUGGUACUCGUUAUUAUCAUGACUUGUGCCCUUCGCUUUAUCGAUGUCAGAUAUCUUCUGCCGAAGCGUGAGGCUUUCCAGGAAACACUGGAAGGGACAGUCGUUGGUAGAAAGGAUAGUGUUUCGGGUCUGGGGGAGAACAAUGAGGCUUCAGGACCGAGUUCAGAUCCUGAUCGGAAAUCUGCCCACAAGGCUACUGUUGAUGAAGUUUGAGAUGAUCGGUUCAUAUGAAUGAAUGUGUCUAUGAGUUCUUUCUAGCUCGUUGAUGUCAUAGAAGAAUAAAAUGCUAUUUGCAGCACAUCUUACUUUGGA
Molecule: messenger RNA, 1795 nt
Organism: Penicillium subrubescens
Lineage: Eukaryota; Fungi; Ascomycota; Eurotiomycetes; Eurotiales; Aspergillaceae
Exons: 4
Coding region: 158-1696 (512 amino acids)
Biological process (GO): transmembrane transport
Cellular component (GO): membrane
Molecular function (GO): transmembrane transporter activity
Source: RefSeq, a predicted model, not a curated record